Messenger RNA from Haliotis rubra (blacklip abalone), 2430 nucleotides. Its product is annotated as toll-like receptor 3. The record is from RefSeq and is a predicted model, not a curated record. Gene Ontology annotation, biological process: signal transduction. The transcript has a single exon. NCBI's taxonomy places the organism in Eukaryota, Metazoa, Mollusca, Gastropoda, Lepetellida, Haliotidae. Gene Ontology annotation, molecular function: protein binding. The coding region runs from base 227 to 2299 and encodes 690 amino acids.
AAUUCCUGAUGUCCUCGCCGUGAUAUAGAUGGAAUAUUGCUAAAAGCGGCGUAAAACCAUACUCACUCACUCAGUGGUUAUUUACUUAUACAUUGUUAUAUUUCUGCUUCACUUCAACAUUAAUCUACAACACGUGUUUUAAAUUACUAUUUAGCACUGUCAAUACCACGGAUUUGACGUCCGUAUAGAAACCUGUACACCAGAUUCAGUGUGAUUGAUAACAAUAAUGAGCAUGUCAUCCCUAAACAGGUUGCUAGUUCUGAUGGUGAUUAGUUGCCUCUGUUGUUUACAUGCUGAGGGUAAAUGGCCAUGUUAUGAGAGGUUUUGUUGGUGCCAAACACGCUGCAUUGUCAACUGCAGUGGUAAUGGGAGAGCACUCAAUUUUAUCCCACCCAUUGACACACAGUGUAUCGAGGUGCUCUACUUUGCCAAUAACAAUCUGCCUAGAAUUACUAACAAAACGUUUGCACACGUCAAGAAGUUUGAUAUAAAAUUUUUAGACUUAAGGAGUAACGAGAUUCGGUCAAUCGCCAAAGGCGGUUUCUCUUUUUUGAGUAGGAUGCUGACUCUUGAUCUCAGUAAUAACACAAUUCCUCCAAAGAUCAUCGAGGCUGCGUUAAAGUCACUUCCAAAACAGUUCAGUUACUUGUACUUGAAGCAGAUGAAUCUGAGCAGGAUAUCAGCGUCUCUGUUCAGUGGUCUUCGCCAUACCACGGCCACGGGAAUACAUCUAUCCCACAACAGACUGGAAGAGGUCAAUAUGACAGCAUUCAAGGACCUUAGACAUAUAUCCACUAUAUCCUUGGAACAUAGCGGUAUCCGUAGCUUGGACUUGGUGCAUCUAGGUGAACUAGAAUUUCUGUGGUUAUCGUCCAAUAAUUUGACCACCUUCCCCAAACUCUGUCCCCAAAACAAGGCAUUGUUUCCCAAAUUGUCGACACUUGGUUUGCAGAACAACAAACUAACGUCUCUGACUUCAAGUAAUUUUAACUGUCUCAUGGGACUCAAAUAUGUUUAUCUUUCGGGAAACAAUUUUUCUGAUAUUCUGGGUGAAACGUUUUCUACCCUGACCAAUCUAAACACUUUAGACCUUUCAAGAAAUGCAGGUCCUUUGAGUCUCGAUGACUAUUCAUUUAAGAACUUAAAUCUUAAAAAAUUGACACUUUCGUCAUCCAAAUUGUCAUUUGUCAGCCGCAAAUCAUUUAAUAGCUGCAAGUCCUUAAAAAGCCUUGACCUCUCCAAUACCACUCGGGACAUACCAUACACGAAAAAUCUAACGUCAAUACUGCAUGGUUUAUCAUUAAAAAUGUUCCGAUGUACUCUGUGUGACCUCACAGCUAUACCGCCUUUUGUAUCCACGAUGAUAAGUCUUCAAACUCUGGACCUUGGCGAAAAUGAAAUAGACGAUGUGCCUGAUCAUUCAUUUGACAAAAACAUACAUUUAAAGAACCUUUCUCUGUACAAGAACAAGAUCAGAAGUUUUAACAGCGAUGGUGUCGUGGCUUCAAUAAGAUAUGACCUGACUUACGUCAACUUCACAGAGAAUCCUUUCGACUGCACCUGCAAACUCCUUUGGCUCAAGAAGUGGAUUCUUUAUGACAGAUCGCUCUUCCGUGAUCAGGAGGUGAACUACACGUGCGCCAGUCCAGAUCUAUACAAAGGGAAGAGAAUAGUUGAUAUAGGUGAUUUAUCUGACAAGAAAUGUCUCUUUGAAAACUCUCCGUUCAUUUCAGUUAUCUGUGUAGUAGGCUCAGUAUUUGGAUCUUUAAUCAUGUUGGCUUUGUUGUACAAAUGGAGAUGGACUAUCCGGUAUAACUACUUGAAAAGACAAAUUAAAAUGCCUGCCUCAUCUUCAGAAGAGCGAACACCCUUACUCCAUGCUGACGUUUAUGUUGUGUACUGUGAUGAAGAUUACUCCUGGGUAAGAUACGAAGCCAUGCCAAACACUGAGGAACUUGGCUGUCUUCGGCUCAUUGUCAGGCAACGGGACUUCUUACAGAAGAAGCACGUUGUCAGUAACAUCGUUGAGAGCUUGAACUGCUGCAGGAAAGUCCUCGUGGUUAUGUCCAACAGCUUCUGUAAGGAUAGAGAAUGUCGGUUUGAAUUGUCCUUGGUCCAGAAACGUUUAGAGGACCAACUUCAGGCACUGGUGGUGGUCCUCCUAGAGGACAUAGAGGACAGGUACAUGUCAGCUUCAAUGUCCUCCUUCCUUCAGAGCACUACCGUGUUUACCUGGUCUGCCGAUUUAGUCAACAUUGACACUUUCUGGGGGAGCCUUCUCGCUGGUCUUCGAGAUUAACGCACAGGUCUCAAUCACCCACACUUUGGGCUAGGACGAGUAAGUCGGUUACUCUGACUGGAUACCCGUGCAUGUCCGGGUUAGAAUUGAUCUUCAGCAACCCAUGCUUGUUGUAAGAGGAGACUGACGGG